CGAAGAGGCUGAACUUUUAGGACACAAUUUUUUUUUUACAUGACAUUUCAUUAUGACAUAUGACAGAUGACAACAAUUAACCAAAAUCCAAUUAUAAAUUUAGAGUAAACAUAGUGCUUUCAAAUUACAUACAGCAAAUAAAACGAAAAAAAGAUGAAAUAUAAUGAUAGAGAAUUGGUAAAAUUUGGCGAGAAUAAAGCAGAUUUAGAAGGAAUCUUACAUCACAUGAAACCAAUUGGAAAUGAUUGGUCUGACUGGUAUCAACGUCCUUCUUUCAAAGAAAGAUAUUUCAAACUAAUAUCGAAUAUUUUAUUUUAUUAUCGACUGGGAGAGGAGGAACCAAUAGGUAUUUUGAUAAUAGAAAACGCUCAAGUUUCUUAUGAACGCCCUCACAAAGGUAUACCGUUCGCGUUUUCCCUCACAUUCAAAGUCAAUGAAAGAUGUGGAGAUGAGGAAGCAAAACAUAUUUUUUCUUGUCGAUGUGAUACAGAUGUAAGUAAAUGGGUGGCUGCGUUGAAAAUAGCGUCCUAUGAAUACUGGAGGUCUCAGUAUGUUAUAUUAAAAACCAAAAUUAGUAUGCGGACUGGAAAAGAUCCUAUAUUGGAGUAUAUUAAAAGUAAAAAUUGUGUAGUGAAAUGUGAAGAAAUUAAGCAAACAAAAAUGAAGGAAACUCAAGCGACUUUUUACAGUCAUAUUGACAUAGAUUCAUUUAGUGAAAGUGAUAGUUAUGCAUUGAAAAAUAGUGAUGAUACUAAUAGUACUGAUGUUAUUGUUGAAAACUUAAUUAAGCUUUAGGUACAUUGUAGAAUUGUCAGUUUUAUUAGUUGAUUUAACUUUAUACUGUUUUUUAUCCCUAAUUAAGGCAGGUUAUUCAAAUUUUAAUUCAAAUUGUUUUCAGUAUUUGUCACCCAAUUAUAAUUAGAGAAUAAUUCACCAAAUUCUCUGGGAAUGUUGUUUUUUACCUCAGCAAACACAAGUGUCUUGACAUAUUUUGAAAUAUAUAGACAUUCUUGAGCUGAUAUGAUUACAUCGAAACAAUUUUUCUCAGAUAAAAAAUAGUUUUGAUAGAAAAUUUAAUUUUUUUGGUCAAAUGAAUAAAAUAUUUCAAUAUUGAUUUUUUUUGUAUAUAUUUCUCUAAUAAAUAAAUUUAUUACAUGUUAAUCAUCAUGGUCUGCCUGCCUCCAAUAAUGUUUUAGGUGACAAUAAGACUUCUAUCACAUCUAGUCAUUAAUGUAUUUCUUGGAGCCUACUUUGAAUUUUUUAGGUUUAAUUGUGUAUCAUUAUAGAUUAGCAAUUUUUUGUAAAAUCUAGUCUUAUUAUCACUCAUUUUCAUAAUGCCUUAUUUUCACAAUUUUCGAAGCCUUCCUAAUUGCUAAGGUAUAUUAUAGUUUAUAAUAACUCUUAUUAAAAUGCCUAUCUGGUUAUAAUUAACUGAGUUGAUUGUAAAUUAAAUUAAAAUUAAUAAUGUGGAGUUGACCUUGUAAGAUUCCUAAUUUAAGAUAAAUUUGUAUACUAUUUUUUUAAUUUUACACUAAAUUAUGUAGUACUUUAUAAGAACGUUCUAUUGACAUUAAAUUGAGUAAACAUUUUAUAUAAAUAGGAAUUGUUUCUUUUUGCAGUCAAAUCAUGAAGAAAUUAUUAGUAAGGGCAGAAUAACAUUUUGGGUUCAAUUUAACUACAAAAACUAAUCAGUAACUGUGUUAAAUAUCUUGGCUACCUAUUGAACUACGACCUUCCAGUUCAUUAUUUGUGUGCAUUGAAAUUUUAUACAGAGAGUAACAAAAAGAUGUACAGUAAAUGUAACCUUAAUUUCUGGGUUUGCAAAUAAGUCGAUUUGAGCUAACCUGCUUAUAUAAAAAAUGGAUAGUAUAAAAGUUGUUUAAAGUUGAAAUUUUAAAAGUGAUUUUGUGCUCUUACUCUAAAACGCCUUGACAAAUAGAAAGUGUACAUGGUAUGUUAGUAUACACAGUGACUCUUAAAAUGGAGUUGGUGUCAUUUAAAAUUGUUUUAAUUCUAUAGAUUUUUAAAAGGGUUCUGCACCCCUUUGAC
Molecule: messenger RNA, 2049 nt
Organism: Psylliodes chrysocephalus
Lineage: Eukaryota; Metazoa; Arthropoda; Insecta; Coleoptera; Chrysomelidae
Source: the annotation of a GenBank genome assembly